Molecule: messenger RNA, 1335 nt
Organism: Loxodonta africana (African savanna elephant)
Lineage: Eukaryota; Metazoa; Chordata; Mammalia; Proboscidea; Elephantidae
Product: protein FAM47E-like
Exons: 2
Coding region: 1-1335 (444 amino acids)
Biological process (GO): protein localization to chromatin; transcription initiation-coupled chromatin remodeling
Cellular component (GO): chromatin
Source: RefSeq, a predicted model, not a curated record
AUGGCCCAUCAGAGGCGGCGGUCCCGGCCUGUGGCGCUGGAACCCAUGCCCCCGGGCAUGAACUGUAAACCCUGGUACAAAGACAGACUGCCUUCCAAGUACUUUGCAAAGUCCAAGGACAGGCCAAAGUUCCCCACCUCCUUGAACUCCCGGAGUUGGGUGUUCGUGAGAGAGGGGUUGGACGACUUCAGGAGAGGUUGCCCACCUUGCGGAGAGAUGAUCAUUCGGGGCCCUAAGGAGAGCUGUCUACCCGUAAUUUAUCCCACGACUCCCAGAGCUGCCCCGAAGAGUUGUCGGAAGAAGCUUUCUAAGGAAUCAGCCCUGUUUUCCAAGCUCUCCCCAGCCCAAAUAGCAAGGAAGGCCUUCGUGGAGGACACAGAAGCCCAUCUGAGGUCUCAUCCCUUGGCUUCCUACCUGGAUCUGGAAGAUGAAAUGCCUGUAGAGCUCUUACAAAAGGUGCUGGAAGUACUAGACCCUGACAAGAAGCUGGAGGACACCUGGGCUUAUUGUCAGGAUGGCAGGAAAAGAACGAAGCAACCCAAAGAGCUUUUAAAAAAUCGUUCUACGAAAGUCUUUCUGAACCUUCCCAAGGUGACACCUGUGCCAAAUCCAGAUGGUUGGCUUGAAGAAAUACAGGAAUCCAUAGAGGAUUUGCCCGAAGCACCUCCUAUUCCAGAAAAUAUAUCCACAGCAGUUGCUGACUUCUGCGAAUGGGUUGCUACCUUUGAAUGUACUGGCGUUGAUGAAGAGUUCGUCCUGAAUAAGUUUGACCUUUGUUCUGAUUGCAAACCAAAGCUUGGUUCGCCCAAAAUAAAGGAUAUAAUCCUGGUUCCUCCAGAAAUAAAGUACUCUGAGGGGCUAAGUAAAAAGGCACAACCAAAAUUCUCCUUACCAGAACCAGACGUGGUGAAGAAACUCCAUGAUCUAGAGACUACUCCUCAAAAGAAGCACGUGAAGAUGAGGUAUGGAGCAUGGUACCUGAAGCCCAAGCUGUGGAAAAAGCUAAGAGAAGAUGAACCUUUGCUUGACCCCAAUGCUGAAAAUGAAGUUGAAAAUGCCUAUUUUAGAAAGGAUAGAAAGGAAUAUGACAUUCUUGCAGAGCUUUAUGGAACAAUUGCCUUUAAGGAUUUCAUUCUAAACAAGGGUUAUACAAUGCCAAGUUUAAUUGAAAGGGUUUUUAUGAAGAAGGGAUGGAGAAAACUUUUAAUAUACUAUGGAGACCCGACAGAGCGGACGGACCCAGGCUUCCUGCCUCAGGCUUCCGGCCUCAGCCAGGCUCCACGCACGUGGGCUGGCGCCGCCUCCUGGGCCCGCGUUCUAGGCCCGCCCCCUUAA